AUGACCGGUUUGUCCCUCGAGCGUCUGCAGCGAACGCUGGUGGGGCCGGGCCUGAAGCAGCCCCAGCGCCAAGCAGCCCCCCCGACCCCGGUCCAGGCAGCUGGGCUGGGGCCGCCCACCCCGGGAGACCCCGCUGGCCCUGCUGGGGCCCAGAACCCUAAAGGCCCGGUCGCCACAGAGGCCGUCGGCCGGAAAGCCGAGUCCUCUCUUCUCGGGAGCUGGUGCCGAGGGCCCGGACAGCAGGAUGGCGGGGACCAGGCGCGCAAGGUGACUGAGAGGCCCCGGUGCAAGUCAACAAGCACCCCAGAUGGUUUUCCCAAGGGCUGGGUGUUUGAGAAGCACAAGAGGGCCCAGGCUGGGUGCCCUGCUCCCGAAGGCUCCCCACCUCGAGGCGUGCGGGGCCGACACGCAGGGGCACUCAUCACCUGUUCAGACGUGAGCAGGUCGGGCCACGUCCCUGGGGGUGCGGUUCUCCAGCCCGACCCUCCCCUGGGCCUAGCUGCACACGGGCUGAGAGCACCAGCCACAGUCCUGCUCUCCCUCCCUCCCCCUAAGCAAGCACCAGGGCGCAGGGGGAACACCGGGGCUCAGAAAGCUGGGUUCACUCUAUGA
Talpa occidentalis (Iberian mole) is the source of this 612-nucleotide messenger RNA. RefSeq names its product collagen alpha-1(I) chain-like. Lineage: Eukaryota; Metazoa; Chordata; Mammalia; Eulipotyphla; Talpidae. Bases 1 to 612 code for a protein of 203 amino acids. The transcript has 5 exons. The record is from RefSeq and is a predicted model, not a curated record.